Erigeron canadensis is the source of this 2767-nucleotide messenger RNA. RefSeq names its product exocyst complex component SEC15A. Lineage: Eukaryota; Viridiplantae; Streptophyta; Magnoliopsida; Asterales; Asteraceae. The transcript has 2 exons. Gene Ontology annotation, biological process: Golgi to plasma membrane transport; intracellular protein transport; exocytosis. The record is from RefSeq and is a predicted model, not a curated record. Bases 208 to 2574 code for a protein of 788 amino acids. Gene Ontology annotation, cellular component: exocyst; membrane.
AACAGAACGACCAACAAUAAUAACAAGCUUCAAAAACACACACACAUAUACAUACAUACACACACACAGAGAGCAUUAUAUUAUAGACAUUUCCAAUGCGCACAAUAUUGUGAUCAUCGUCUAUUUCUUUUUCUGCUUUUAGGGUUUCUUUCUUUCAAAUCGAUCCAAAAUAUCCCCCCUAACAGAUUUCCGGUUUCGAGUAUAAAGAUGAAUCUGAAAAUGAAGUCAAGAAAUGUUGCAGAAAAUGGGGAAACGGCUGAAGACUCAAUACUUAUGACAUUGAUUGGCAAUGGUGAAGAUUUGGCUCCAAUGGUACGGCAUUCAUUUGAGAUGGGGAAGCCUGAAACUCUCCUUCACCAGCUCAAAAAUGUUGUGAAGAAGAAGGAAGUUGAGAUUGAGGACCUCUGCAAGCUCCACUACGAGGAAUUCAUUGUUGCAGUUGACGAGCUUCGUGGUGUGCUGGUUGAUGCUGAAGAGCUGAAAGGUGAGCUUGCAAGUGAUAAUUUUAGGCUACAAGAGAUAGGGAGCGAAUUACUUGUUAGACUUGAAGAUCUUCUUGAAUCUUAUUCAAUCAAGAAGAAUGUUACCGAAGCAGUUCAGAUGUCGAAAAUCUGUGUUGAAGUGUUGGAUCUUUGUAUAAAAUGUAACAAGCAUGUAUCGGAAGGUCAGUUUUACCCUGCUUUGAAAGCUAUUGAUCAGAUAGAGAAAGAUUAUAUGAAGAAAAUACCUGUCAGAACUCUUAAAAAUCUUGUAGAGAAAAAAGUCCCGGUAGUUAAAACCCAUAUCGAAAAGAAAGUGUGUGGUGAAAUUAAUGAAUGGUUGGUUCAUAUAAGAAGCACCUCAAAGGAUAUCGGACAGAAAGCAAUAGGGUUUGCUUCUUCUGCUCGACAGAGAAACGAAGAUAUGCUUGCUCGUCAAAAGAAAGCAGAGGAAGAGAGUUCAUUAGGGCUUGGAGAUUUUACUUAUUCCUUAGAUGUUGAAGAAAUUGAUGAAAGUUCUGUUUUAAAAAUUAAUCUCAUGCCUCUGUAUCGGGCGUAUUAUAUUCAUAUAUGUCUUGGGAUCGGAAACCAGUUUCGAGAAUAUUACUAUAAAAACCGAAUGUUGCAGCUGAGUUCGGAUUUACAGGUCUCCUCCGUGCAACAUUUUCUUGGAUCGUAUCAGACUUACUUGGCACAAAUUGCUGGCUACUUUAUUGUUGAGGAUCGGGUUCUCAGGACAGCUGGCGACCUACUAUCUGCUAACCAGGUUGAGGCAAUGUGGGAAAACGCUGUAUCUAAGGUGACUUUGACUUUGGAAAAUCAAUUUUCCCAGAUGGAUACUGCAAGUCAUCUUCUCCUUGUGAAGGACUAUGUGACGCUUCUUGGGGCAACUUUAAGACAAUACGGGUAUGAUGUGGGCCCCAUUCUUGAUGCAUUGACCAAUAGUCGUGACAAAUAUCAUGAGCUUCUUUUGGCAGAGUGCCGAGCUCAAAUCAAAGAUGCUAUUAUAAAUGAUAGUUGUGAUCAAAUGGUUAUGAAGGAUUCAGAAUACCAUUCUAAUGUUCUUUGUUUUCAUCUUCAAACGUCUGAUAUAAUGCCGGCUUUCCCGUAUGUCGCACCCUUUUCAUCAAUGGUUCCUGACUGCUGUCGAAUAGUUAGGUCGUUCAUCAAAGACUCAGUUAAUUACUUGUCUUAUGGGGGUCAAACGAACUUCUUUGACUUUGCAAGGAAAUAUCUUGACAAGUUGUUGAUUGAAGUAUUAAAUAAAGUCAUACUUGACACAAUUCAAAGUGGAAGCACUGGAGUAUCUCAGGCCAUGCAGAUUGCUGCUAAUAUAGCUUUUCUUGAGAAAGCAUGUGAUUAUUUUCUUCAAACUGCGUCAAAACAAUGUGGCAUUCCCACUCGAAUGGUUGCAAGGCCCCAAGCUACUCUAAUGGCCAAAAUGGUUCUUAAAACUUCAAGAGACGAAGCUUACCUUUCUCUUUUAGAUUUAGUCAACCAUAAGUUGACCGAGUAUCUUGCACUUACAGAGAACGUCAAUUGGAUUAUUGAUGAUGUGGCACAACACAAAAGCGAUUAUAUGAAUGAGGUUGUUAUCUAUCUUGACACCAUUUUGUCAACUGCUCAGCAGAUUUUACCUCUGGAUGUCAUGUAUAAAAUUGGUAACGGGGCCCUUGAGCAUGUUAACAACUCGUUUAUGGACACUUUACUUAGCGAUAGUCUGAAGCGGUUCACUGCAAAUGCAGUAAUGGGCAUCAAUAAUGAUCUCAAAACUUUGGAACAAUUUGCAGACGAGAAAUUUCAUGGUACUGGAUUAAAUGAAAUAUAUAAAGAAGGUAGUUUCAGAGGCUGUCUGCUGGAAGUAAGACAAUUGGUGAAUCUUUUACUGAGCAGCCAGCCUGAAAAUUUCAUGAAUCCCGUCAUACGCAUGAAGAAUUACAACACGUUGGAUUACAAAAAAAUUGGAAUCAUCUGUGAGAAAUAUAAAGAUUCACCAGAUGGUAUUUUCGGGAGCCUCUCUAACAGAGGUGGCAAGCAGAGUAACCGUAAGAAGUCAAUGGACGUGUUAAAGAGAAGAUUGAAGGAGUUCAAUUGAGAAUCGUUCAAAAGUUUUUUCGGGAGUAGAAUAAGCUAGUUUUUUUUUUGUACUCUCUGUUGUUAUUUAUUUAUUUUUGUCGACGCGAAAUUCAUUACCUAAUUGCCUAGUUUCUUUUAUCCAAGUUUCAAUGAAACAGUUUUGUAUGUAUCUGUUUUAAUUCUUAAUAAUAAUCUUGAUAUCUUUAAGACCA